Molecule: messenger RNA, 3389 nt
Organism: Aricia agestis (brown argus)
Lineage: Eukaryota; Metazoa; Arthropoda; Insecta; Lepidoptera; Lycaenidae
Gene: wdb
Product: serine/threonine-protein phosphatase 2A 56 kDa regulatory subunit epsilon isoform-like
Exons: 8
Coding region: 796-2181 (461 amino acids)
Biological process (GO): protein dephosphorylation; signal transduction
Cellular component (GO): protein phosphatase type 2A complex; cytosol; nucleus
Molecular function (GO): protein phosphatase activator activity
Source: RefSeq, a predicted model, not a curated record
AUCUAUUUUCAGAAAUAGGUACUUUUUGAGUGCUGGCGUUUUUGCAGCAAAAGCAGUGAUGAUAAUCUUCUAACGAUUUAGAUUUUAGUAAAUUGGUCGUUUAUGUUAGUGAAAAGAAUAGCGGAAAACCUAAUUUACUUUGUGAAAGUGAAAAUUAACCAAUAACUUUAGUGCCUAUCGCUAAAAUGCGUCUUGUUUCUUUGCCUGUACCUAAACGGAUGGUGAACGAUGGCGAAAAUAUGAUGAUAGAUUUUUGGUGUUGAAAAUUACAUUCUGUCAUCGCCGUCAUAGUUUUCUAUGAUACACGAUAAAGACAAUAAAUAUAAGAUUUCGACGAUUUUCAAUUUGAUAUACGAAGAUCUUAAGCCGCUCGACGAUAAUUGUGGAGAAAUUAAAUUGUCAUCGACUGACCGGCUGAUAUUACACGAGGCUUGUAUGUAUAUGUGACUUCUUACUGGUAAUAGUGACACGCCUCAGAAAAUCUAACUAAGUUUUGUGAAUGAACUUAUUUUGUUUUGUUUUUGUGUCGUUUUGGUGAAUAAGACGUUUUAAAAUUACGUAACUAUUGUGGAAUCUCAUAGUUGUAGAAUGGCUUGAGAGUCGAGUGUGAUCUCUCCAUUACCGUCAUGUGUGACGACGGAAUGUUUGUUUAGGCUCUAAUAUUUCGUUGCUGCCUAACGUGAAAUACGCGUUCGCUCGGUCAGUUCGGCUGGAUCAUGAAUUUGUUCGAUUUGGGAAAAGUUUCGCAUUGAUUGUUCUCGACGUAUUGUCAAUUCGGACACUCGUAAUAGCAAAAUGUCUUCGGGAACUUUUGUGGACAGGAUUGAUCCGUUCGCGAAGCGAUCACUAAAGAAAAAGACCAAGAAGUCUCAGGGCUCCUCCCGCUACCGCAACACGCAAGAUGUGGAGCUCCAGGCUUUACCCUUUCUAAAAGAUGUUCCUAGUAACGAGCAAGAGGAACUUUUCAUUCGCAAAUUACGGCAAUGUUGUGUUGCGUUCGACUUCAUGGACCCGGUUACUGAUCUAAAAGGGAAGGAAAUAAAGCGUGCCACCCUCAACGAGCUGGUGGAGUACAUCACUGCUGGCCGUGGUGUGCUCACUGAACCUGUCUAUCCUGAAAUCAUUAAAAUGAUAUCGGCUAAUCUUUUCCGCACUCUGCCACCGAGUGAAAAUCCUGACUUCGAUCCUGAGGAAGAUGAUCCAACAUUGGAAGCUUCCUGGCCUCAUCUUCAGCUAGUCUACGAGUUCUUCCUACGCUUCCUGGAAUCGACCGACUUUCAGCCAACUAUCGGAAAGAAAGUCAUUGAUCAAAAAUUUGUAUUACAGCUUCUAGAUUUGUUCGAUUCGGAAGACCCUCGCGAGCGCGACUUCCUGAAGACCGUGCUGCAUCGCAUUUAUGGAAAGUUUUUGGGAUUGCGAGCUUUUAUACGAAAACAAAUCAAUAACAUAUUUCUUAGAUUUGUAUAUGAAACUGAACAUUUUAAUGGCGUGGGGGAACUUCUAGAAAUAUUGGGCAGCAUAAUAAACGGGUUCGCCCUGCCGCUGAAGAGCGAGCACAAGCAGUUCCUGGUGAAGGUGCUGCUGCCGCUGCACAAGGUGAAGUGCCUGUCGCUGUACCACGCGCAGCUCGCCUACUGCGUCGUCCAGUUCCUGGAGAAGGACGCGUCCCUCACCGAGCCCGUCGUGCGCGGCCUGCUCAAGUUCUGGCCCAAGACCUGCUCGCAGAAGGAGGUGAUGUUUCUGGGCGAGAUAGAGGAGAUACUGGACGUGAUUGAGCCCGCACAAUUCGCUAAAAUACAAGAGCCACUGUUUAGACAAAUAGCUAAGUGUGUUUCCAGUCCUCAUUUUCAGGUGGCAGAACGGGCCCUCUAUUAUUGGAACAACGAAUACAUCUUAUCGCUGAUAGAGGAAAACAACCAAGUUAUAAUGCCAAUAAUGUUCCCAGCCUUAUACAGGAUGAGCAAAGAGCAUUGGAAUCAAACUAUAGUAACCUUUGUGUACAAUGUACUCAAAACAUUUAUGGAGAUGAAUUCGAAACUCUUCGAUGAAUUAACUGCGAGCUACAAAGCUGAACGGCAAAAAGAGAAGAAGCGCGAGAAGGAGCGCGACGAGCUGUGGAAGCGGCUGGGCGAGAUGGAGAUCAGCCACAAGCGGCAGCAGGCCGCCGGCGCCGCCAACUGAUCGCGCACGCCCGGCCUCCGCAACUUUACUUUCCCUUAUGUAUACAUAUUUUCUAUUUGAUUACAUUUUUGUUAGUGACGUUAUUAAUUUUUUAUAAUCGUUCUUUUGGGCGGCUCGACGCGCCGCGAGCGCCCCCGGAAUCGAUUCGAUGCGCCGUCGCCCGUCUUUUUUAUAUUUUAUUUUGUACUCUGAGAGGUACGGGGAGAGUGAGACGGAGUCGAUACGACGGGCGCCCGCGCCGCACGCGAGGCUCGGUCGAUUCCCCGCGCGUCGCCCGCCCCGCCUCGCCCCGCCCGGCCCGGCGGGACGGCGGUCCCCGGAUGUCCGCUACCCGAUGAUUAUCGUACUAGUAUUUUGUAUUCGUUCGCGUAGGAUACUCGGUUACUUUAGGAUUUUUUAAUAUUGUUAAAUUGUUUAAAUAAGUUAAAAGUUGUAUGUAUAAUUGAUGCAUGAUCGUAUUGCAUUUCGGAUCACCGAUAAAUGUAUUAAUCGGGCACCCAGCUUUUGCUGAACAUGAUUGUACAAAAAAAAAUAGGGAAAAUUCAUAACAUUGUACUUUGUUUAGUAUGCGGGCCGGUACGCGGGGGGCGGGCGGCGCGAGGCGCUGGCCGUCUCGCGCGCCGCCUCGCCCCCCGUCGCCGCCGGCCGGCGAGUAGUUGUUCUAUGAAAGUUUCUUUCGACUAGCUGCUGAAUUUGAAAAAUGUAAUUUCGACGUACUAUCAUUUUGUAUAGAUACAUAGUGUAAAUAGGCAUUUAUUUAUUAUAAAUCUAUAGCAGUGUGAUUUUUAUACAUAGCUGCGGGAGGGGGACUCGACGGUCGGUCAGUCCGAGGUCGGUCCCGACGGAGCGAGCCGGAGUCCUCGCGCGUGACGCAUACAGCUCGGUGAAAACUAAAAGGAACGAUCAUAUUGGUGUAGAACAAUGCUAAAGUAGUCGUAAUAAUUUCUAAGGGAAUAGUCAUUACUUUGUAUGAUAUCGCUGUAGCCAUUAAUUUUUCUAUCAUCACUAGUAGAGCGGCGCCUCUGUAUAUAGUCGUACCGAUACGCCGCCGGGCCGCGCCAGCCUAGCGACCCCAGCGUAUGUAUGUAUGUACACUAUGGAGAUGUUUGUUAUGUAAAAUGUAUUAACAUUGCAAAAAUUAUAUGAUCUUAUAUAUAAAUUACUAUUAUAGUACACAGUAUGGAAAUAAAAAAGUUGACUCACAUUAA